This is a messenger RNA of Soboliphyme baturini, 2055 nucleotides long. NCBI's taxonomy places the organism in Eukaryota, Metazoa, Nematoda, Enoplea, Dioctophymatida, Soboliphymatidae. The record is from the annotation of a GenBank genome assembly.
CAAGAGUUCACCCAAACCGUGAAUGGCAUGAACAACAGGUGCAAUAACUUCGAAGAGGUUUGCGCCGGGUCACAGCGCGCCUGUCGUUCGGAUAUCUGUGACGAGAGCACAUCUUCCGCCGCCUUGUCGGAUGCAGAUUUGUCACACAGGGCUGCCUCUGACACGUCGUCGUUCGACGAAGACAGCGUCAAGAAGUACUAUCGCAAACAGAGGUACAAUAAGGGAUGGGCGACGCGGAAGCAACUCAGAAAGCAGCUGCGCAACUCGACAGCGCGCAGCAGCGACGACCGAGAUCGGCAUAUCCUAGCGGCUGACAAAACCACGUUCUCAAACAUCGAAGACAGCACAAACGAUGGUGACAGCGAUAAUUUUGUCACGCCAAGCAAUUCAGAACGAGUCUCACUGAACCAUCACAACGGACCGUCAGUUAGUUACUAUAAUUCAUGCGAGAAAACACGACUCAUCGGCAGCUCAGACGUCCGCGAACCACAAGUUCGACAUGAUGUGGUCAGCAGUUUGCGCCCCAAACUUUUCGUCACUCAGGAAGCGACGAUAGCGUGUUCGGACGCAUCUCCGAGUGUUGAUUCAUCUGUCACUAAAAUGCACAUUGGCAGCCCUCUUCAGCAGCAUUCCAGAAUGCACCCGGAAACGGAUGUGACAAUCAGUGACCAAAGUUUUUCGACUUUCAGUGACUUCGCAAGCCCAACGUCGCCUACCAAUGUUUUCGAGAUGCAAAGGUCAGAAGAAGAUAACAGCGGUUUUUCUUUCACAAAAAGAGUGGGGCCCGCUGGACGACGAUGUCAGGUUCACGCCACUACAAGCGACGUCGACGUCACCUCAUUGUCUACCAGCUGCACUUCGUCACAAAAAGGUCAAAAACUGGUUUUGAAGAUAGCCGUUGAUGCACCUAAUGGAGCCAGUAAUGAACAACCGACAUCAGUUAUGUCCUCUUCUGCCAGAGAAAGUUUAGUGAUGUGUGAUUUAGGCGACACGUUGAAAAAACGCGUGCCAGACGGCUCAUUGUCAACGGAAGUAAAUUUGGACAGCAGCGGUUUGUGCCUAUCGACUAAAAACGUCGUUUCUGUACAAGUGUCGUCAUCAAAUACAGACGAUGCCAAGGUCAGAGCUGACGUUGUCCCUGCAGGUAGACUUGACCCGGAAGUUGAAAAUCUCCUGUGCUCAAUGGAAGACAUACCGCUGGAACGGGAAGAAACAAAACGGUACAACUCGUUUUCCGAAGCGUCUGCCAUUUUUGACUAUCUUUAUGGUUAUGGUCGCACCAGAAAUCUUGAAGGCAAAGUUGGAGCAGUCGUCGACAGUGUCUAUGAGAACUUGACCAGCACAGAAAACAGUCCCGAAAAAGAGCCGCUCUACGAUUUUCCGAUUCAGUCGCCGUCCGCCUUGCACAGUAGUGAACAAAUGCUUGUUGACAACAGUCCAUCUGUACUAAACGAUGCCGUUGACAAGACAUCUCUACUUGAAACAUCGCCUUCAUCGCCACACCCACUUUCGAAUGGGAGGGACAAUGUACUUAAGAAGUACUCUGACUAUUUCUGUACUCGCAUUUGUCUGUCAUUCGGCAAACAGGAGAGCCUGGAACCAAAUACGAAGUUUCGAGACGUUUCUGAGCUGGCGGAAAAUGCUCGCUUGAAUCGGGCGUUGCGCAACUCGUCACCUCCUGAUAUUAUUCGCUCCGCACAAAAUUCGAUCGCCGCUGAAGACAUAAAUAUGAUGGACAUUGCAAUGCGGUCUCCCCCAAACCUGGACCUGUAUUCGAAGAGGUUUUUACCACCACCUCCAACUCCUACAUUGGAUUUGUCAGGAUUAAGGAACAUUAGUCGCGGAUGUUCAACCUCCUCGGAAGUUAAACCAAACACCACUACAACGUGUCCGAUCCAACUCAGUCGCAACACCGGCCACGAACCCGCAGUGACCCUACCGAGAUCAAAGGGGGCUCCCUCAUUCAAUACCUCCAGUUUUCCUGUGUCCUACUUUAAUCGGUUAAGCUCAUGUGAUGAAAAUUGCCAAAAAAAUUUACAUUAUUAUUACGUGUAA